Molecule: messenger RNA, 2565 nt
Organism: Nilaparvata lugens (brown planthopper)
Lineage: Eukaryota; Metazoa; Arthropoda; Insecta; Hemiptera; Delphacidae
Gene: Mpc1
Product: mitochondrial pyruvate carrier 1
Exons: 3
Coding region: 190-537 (115 amino acids)
Biological process (GO): pyruvate import into mitochondria
Cellular component (GO): mitochondrial inner membrane
Source: RefSeq, a predicted model, not a curated record
CCCCUCCUGUUCACCCGGGAACUCAAACUUCCAGAAUUUGUAUAUUUGACACAUUUCAUUUUCCAAGGUGACUGCCAGUUUCUAGGUUAUCUUUUGACCUUCCGAGUAAACUCUUUUAUAAGUUUGUGAAUAAAUUUUUGUAAAGGGAUAGUAUACUAUAUUUUUAAAUCACACACUUACUUCAUUAUAAUGGCAUCUCUAGGAAAGAAAUUGUUUGACCAAUUAAAAAGUAAGGAAUUUCGUACUUAUUUGAUGAGUACUCACUUCUGGGGACCAGUUGCGAAUUGGGGAAUUCCACUUGCGGCGAUUGCAGACACCCAGAAGAGCCCAGAAUUUAUCAGUGGGAAAAUGACAUUGGCUCUAUGCAUCUACUCUGCGAUGUUCAUGCGAUUUGCGCUGCGGGUGCAACCUCGCAACAUGCUGCUCUUCGCCUGCCAUCUGACCAAUGAGUGUGCUCAACUCACACAAGGAGCACGAUUCAUCAACUACAACUAUUUGAGUGACAACAGCCUGUCCAAAACCGAACAGAAGAAGUAGAAAGACGUCUCUGAUUAUUUCCUCCAGUUGGUUCAAAUUAUUGUACAGUAGCUUGUUUUUUUGGUACGGUAGCUAAAAUUUAAAUAAUUAAUAGACAGUUGUUUUAAGAGCCAAGCUCUCUGCAUGUUGAAUGGAUUAUAUUUAAGCAUUUUUUUUCAACUCACUUGAGUAUAAUUUACAAAUCGUUGAGUACAAAAUCUUUGAAUAAGUAUUAACUUCACUGUCUGAAUAUCAGUAUGUAUCCAGUGUAAAUAAUACACUAAAAAUGUACAUAUAAUAAAUGAUGUAAAUAAACUGCACAAUAUUUAUUAUAUCUAUCUAAUGUACACUUUAAACAAAAUUAUUUUCCAAACAUUCUGAAGAAUAUAUAUCGAUAAUGAUUAAUACUGAUUAUUAUUGUUGGAAUGCUAAUGAUUUAGUUACUGUUUAUACAUCAGGUAGAACAUUGUUUUUUAUGAGGUGUUAGGGAAGAUGAAAUGAGAGUUUUCCGUUACCCUUUUUUAUACUUUUGCUGAAAGGAUUCAUGAUUUUGUAGCGACUGUCGAGCAUUCAUUUUAUCAUAUUAAGCUUUCUAUUAUUUGCAAAUAAAACGGGUUAACAUUAUUUUUUGAAAUAAUGUGUUGGAACGACGGAUUUUUGAUCAUUUUAUGUCCUAAAUUAUUGGAGGUUUUUCAUUUGAAAUUAUUAGUUCCUAUACUGUAAACCUCUCUUUCCCUGAUACAAACUCUUUGUUAGCACAUAAACUAUUUAAAUUUAAAGCAGGAAUUUACUUGAAGGUCUAUGCUUUCCAACAUACAGUUUAUUGAUUCAUAAGCUGGAAAAUAUUAAGGAUGUUUAUAAGUUUGAUUUUCAAGAAAACAUUCCAGUAACAAACAGUUCAACUGUAUUAUUUGUAUAUUUUGACUUAUUUUAACUCCAAUAAUUUAAUUCGAAACAUGAAAAAUCGUUGCUAGUAUAUAUUUGAAAUAUAUGAACUAUUUUUUUAGCCCGAACCAACUUUGGCAUAGAAUUUUUAACAUUGUUACAUUAACAUUGUUAAUAAAAUAAUAUUCCGGGAAUAUUAAAAAGUAUUGAAGGAAUACUAUAGUAAAGUAGCUUCCAAAGGAAAAACUUUCAAACAAGUUUUUAUAUGUGAGAAAACAAUUCACUUUGAAUUAGAUGAGAGAAUUCAUUACGGCAUUGUUAAUAUUGUUCGUGAUCCUGGAAUCAUAACUUUUUGAUUUGAUUAUUUUCAAUCCCCAACCGUUUUUAUUUGAUAAUGCUAGAUGACGUUUUGUUGGAUAAUUUUUCAAGUUUUUAUAUUCUUAGUUUUUCUAAGCUGAUGAAGUGAUCCAAUCCAUUCCAAUAAUUUUCUAAUGGAAAUUGUUACAAAAUUGUAAAUACUUGUUUAUUUUAUACAUUGAUACAUACAAUAUCAUUCUCAACUAUGAAUGAUAUUAUUUUGUAGAAAAAUAUAUGAUAUUUAUUUUAUUCAUUUAUAAGAUGGAAAUUUGGAUUAUAUGGAGUCUUCAGAAUAUAAUUCUAUACAUUAAUUAGAUAAAAUACUAAAGAUACAGAAUUUCUAUUAUUUUUUCAAGAGUUGAGAAAAUGCAAUAUUCAGCUUCAUUUGUGAUGAGGAAAAUGUGAUAAUGUAUUGUGGGGGGGGGGUUGGUUUAGUGGAAUAAAUCGAGAUAAUAAAGGUAGCUGAAAAAAGACUUAUUAUGAGAACCAAAUUAAUGACAAUCUGAUUGAAUGAUAAUAGCGAUAUUAUUAAUUAUAGAAUCAAACGAAAUGACGCCAUCAAUGCUAGAAUAAAUUAGGACCGUAUUCACAGUCCACUCAAAAUGUAAUACCUACAUUUUAAAUACGUUUCAUUGUCUGUCUAUCACUGAUGAAGUUCCUAUCUAUAAAUCAAAUUUGUCAAAUACAUGAUUGUAUUAUAAUAAUGACAACUCAUUUGUUAUAUUAAUACCUUAUAACUUCUUCCAUAGAAACAGUACCUGUGAUUUUAGAUAUUUUUUUGAAAAAUAAAAAUAUUUUUGUCAUGAU